AUGGCGUUGGGAAGUUCUAGCCUAAAUUCUUCCUCCUUCCUUCUCACGGGAUUUUCUGGCCUGGAGCAGCAAUAUCCUUGGAUCUCCAUUCCCUUCUCCACUAUCUACGCCAUGGUGCUUUUGGGCAACUGCCUGGUGCUGCACGUGAUCCGGACUGAGCCGAGCCUGCACCAGCCCAUGUUCUACUUCCUGGCCAUGCUGGCCCUCACUGACCUGUGCAUGGGGCUGUCCACGGUGCACACGGUGCUGGGCAUCCUGUGGGGGUUCAUUCGAGAAAUCAGCCUGGAUACGUGCAUUGCCCAGUCCUACUUCAUCCAUGGUCUUUCCUUCAUGGAGUCCUCUGUCCUCCUUACUAUGGCCUUUGAUAGGUAUGUCGCCAUUUGCAAUCCACUGCGGUAUUCCUCCAUUCUGACUAAUUCCAGGAUUUUCAAAAUCGGGCUCAUCAUAGUGGGUAGGAGUUUCUUCUUUAUUACACCCCCCAUCAUCAAUCUGAAAUUUUUCCAUUACUGUCAUUCCCAUAGCCUCUCUCACUCGUUCUGCCUACACCAGGACCUUCUGCGUCUAGCUUGCUCAGACAUCAGGUUUAAUAGCUACUAUGCCCUGAUGUUGGUCAUUCUCACGCUGUUGUUGGAUGCUGUUCUCAUCCUUUACUCCUAUGUGCUGAUUCUUAGGGCAGUCCUGGCAAUUGCCUCUCAGGAGGAACAGCAUAAAUUAUUUCAGACCUGCAUCUCCCACCUGUGUGCUGUUCUCGUGUUCUAUAUCCCUAUCAUUAGCUUAACAAUGGUGCACCGUUUUGGCAAGCAUCUCUCACCUGUGAUCCAUGUACUUAUGGGCAACAUCUACAUCCUUUUCCCACCUUUGAUGAACCCCAUCAUCUACAGUGUCAAGACCCAGCAGAUUCGGAGCAGAAUGCUCAGACUCUUUUCUCUGGAUAUGUGUCAAGAUGCCUAG
This is a messenger RNA of Canis lupus familiaris (dog), 951 nucleotides long. It is a transcript of the gene OR51V20, whose product is annotated as olfactory receptor family 51 subfamily V member 20. Gene Ontology annotation, molecular function: G protein-coupled receptor activity; olfactory receptor activity. Gene Ontology annotation, cellular component: membrane. Gene Ontology annotation, biological process: G protein-coupled receptor signaling pathway. The record is from RefSeq and is marked inferred. NCBI's taxonomy places the organism in Eukaryota, Metazoa, Chordata, Mammalia, Carnivora, Canidae.